This is a messenger RNA of Serpula lacrymans var. lacrymans S7.9, 1241 nucleotides long. RefSeq lists its product as uncharacterized. Gene Ontology annotation, molecular function: DNA binding; protein dimerization activity. The transcript is spliced from 6 exons. Gene Ontology annotation, biological process: DNA-templated transcription. The record is from RefSeq and is a predicted model, not a curated record. The coding region runs from base 1 to 1092 and encodes 363 amino acids. Gene Ontology annotation, cellular component: RNA polymerase I complex; RNA polymerase III complex. Lineage: Eukaryota; Fungi; Basidiomycota; Agaricomycetes; Boletales; Serpulaceae.
AUGCCAACAGCUUCGACUUCACAUUCUACAUUUGAUCCUCGGCACCAUGUUGGUGUCCAUGCGGAACGUGUUUCAAACGUAUCGAGCACAGAUUUCCCCGGUUACUAUCCAGACGAGGACCACUCUUGGGAUCUAGAUCAAUUCAACCAGAGAUUGAAAGUUAAGGUGCAGCGUCUGUCUGGUCGGUCUAUUGAGUUUGAUCUCGUCGGAACGGAUGCAUCCAUCGCAAACGCAUUUCGACGAAUAUUGAUCGCAGAGGUUCCGACAAUAAGCGUUGAACGAGUAUAUGUUUGGGAUAAUACAUCCGUCGUUGUCGAUGAAAUCUUGGCACAGCGUAUCGGAUUGGUCCCAUUGAAUGUCGAUCCUGCUUGGAUGGACACGAAAGAAACUACUAAUGACCAGGCAACUGACCGCAACACCCUUGUUUUUCGCCUCAAAGUUGCUUGUGAACGCAAUAAAAAUGCCCCAAAAGGCUCAACAGACCCAAGAGAAAUGUAUAUUAACUCAGACGUACUGUCCUCCCAUCUAGAGUGGGAGCCUCAAGGCGAGCAAGCGACUGUUUUUGCCAGUAGUCCCCCGGCACCCACGAAUCCCAAUAUCGUGCUUGGUAAAUUGAGACCUGGGCAAGAGAUUGAUAUUGAGAUGCAUGCUGUGAAAGGUGUUGGGAAGGACCAUGCUAAGUUCUGUCCCGUUGCAACGGCUUCGUAUCGUCUGUUACCUCUUGUCAUCUUGAAUCCAGAAAAACCAGUCCCACCACAUCUUGCCGAAAAAUUCCAGAAAUGUUUUUCGCCUGGUGUCAUUCGUGUAGACCCACAAACUAAGGCUAUCAGCUUAGAUGAACAAAAUAUGCGAAAAGAGAGUAUGAGCCGGGAGGUGUACCGACAUCCAGAAUUUGAAGGAUGUACUCAGCUCGCUCGAGUGCGAGACCACUUCCUCUUCAGCAUUGAAUCAGAGGGGUUCUAUCCUCCCGAACGUCUACUGCCCGAAUCUAUCAGUGUCAUGCGGGGCAAGAUUGCAAACAUCCGACGUGCUGCAGAGGCUCUGCUGGCUGACAACAACAAUGCAGGAGAUGUGGUGAUGGCAGAUGCAUAAUCAUGUAGACUGUCUGGGUCAUUGUUUCUCAUACAGUAACCAGCAAUUAUUAGGAUACGCUAUAUUGUACAUUGAGCGUGCGUCAACCCCAUUCGAAGAAGUACCUUCUCCCUUUUUCCAUUAAAUAAAUAAAUAAAAAAGAAUAAAUU